UCUCACUCCCACCCUCCUCCUCAAACCCUUCCACCCCACCCCCAACCAUAUCCUUCGCACCAUCUCGUCUCCAUCUCAAUCCUCUCUCUCUCUAUAUCUCUGAGAGACUAGCGACCGGGUUCUGGUGCUCGGCGGUGAUGGAAAGGAAAUGAAGGCGCGUCGGAUCCGAGACCAUGCCGAUACCCCUCUCGGAUGACUCGGGCUCGUUCUGCGAUCUCCUAUGUGGCGAGGACGCCGGAGCGCUCGCCGAGGACUUGCCGGGUUACUCCACCGAGCCCGAGUUCGCGGAGGACUCGGACGAGUCCAUCGCCGGCUUCAUAGAAGGGGAGUCCGACUACUCGCCCCGGUUCGACUACCAGGACCGGUUCCGGUCCCGCUCGCUCGACCCCUUCGCCCGCCAGGAGUCCAUCGCCUGGAUUCUUAAGGUGCACGAAUACUAUCGUUUCCAUCCACUAACGGCGUAUCUUGCCGUUAACUACAUGGAUCGUUUCCUCUCCUCUCACCAAUUACCUCAGUCAAAUGGAUGGGCUUUGCAACUCUUAUCAGUGGCUUGUCUCUCCCUAGCUGCAAAGAUGGAGGAAACUCUGGUUCCAGCCCUUUUAGACCUUCAGGUUGAGGGUCCAAGGUUCAUCUUCGAGCCUCGAACAAUAUGCCGAAUGGAGCUUCUUGUCCUCACUGCAUUAAAUUGGAGGCUUCGAUCUGUGACACCUUUCACAUUUAUUGAUUUCUUUGCUUACAAGGUUGAUCCCAUGGGAACGCAUGCAAGAUAUCUGGUUUCACGUGCUACUCACAUUAUUUUAGCAAUGAUUCAUGAUAUUGACUUCCUGAAUCACUGCCCAUCAUCGAUAGCCGCAUCUGCCAUAAUUUAUGCUGCUGGUGAGACACAGGAUUUGGCUUUUGUUAGUCCUGGAGUUGCAGUGUCAUGGUGCAUUGGACUGACUGAGGAGGCGAUAGCUAAUUGCUACCAACUAAUGCUACAAGUUGCUAUCGAUCACAAGCAGAGAAAGCCUCCAAUGAUCCUGUCGCAGCUCAGAGUAACGACCCCACAUAGCGUGGACUCGGGAGUCUCCUCUUCACCUUCUUCCCCACCCAAUAAAAGGAGGAAGCUAAACAACAAUUGCCUGUGAGUGGGUGAUGACAAGGAGGGCUCAUAAGAAGUAAAAAUUAGAGAAAGGGAUAAGAGAGGGGGGACCCUAACAAUAUUAUAGCUAGUGGACGACUUUUCUUAUUGGGUUUUUCAGAUUCCUCAGUAUUUUUCAGAGGAGUUUGGUCGAUUGGUUUAACAGAGUGCUUAGAUUCGUAUAUUGGUUACGUCCAAGACUUAGGCUUGGUGGAUGUUGAAUUUUUUUGUUUUUUUGUUGUUGGUGGUGGUGUUGUUUCUUCUUAAGUUCUUUCAUUUGUGGGGCUGAGCUAUUUAUAUAAGCCAUGAUGGCACUAGAGUUGCAGAUUCCCAAGGGUGGGGAGUCUGCCAUUCUUUUGUGUGGGGGAAAGUAAGAGAGAUGUGCUCGUUUGUGGAGGACGUGGAGCUCAUUGAAAUCAAAGGCAGCAUUGAUUGUUGAAAGAAAAAGAGGAAGAUGGGGAUGGUGGCGUGGGUCUUUUUAGGGCCAUGAGAAAAGAGCAGGCAUUCAAGCGGGGGAGGUAAUAAUAAUAACAACAACACACACACGCAAUAAAAAAAAAAAAAGAGAAGAAGCUAAGACUCUCCCAUGUUGAAAAUGUUCCAUGAUUUCUUUUAACCGGUCAUCGUCCUCCUUAUUCUCUUCAUCAAUAUUUACUUUUGGAAUUUUGUUUGAUAGAUUUUUUUCCCCCAUUCUUUGUAGUGGUGUGAUUAUGAGUAUCCUGCAUGUGUUUGCUUAAGCAUACCUGUGAGAGGUUUUUGCCUGGGGCUAAAACUGUUUGUAUUAGGGCCUUUGGAGGUCUUUGAGAGUCAUGUAUUAUCUGAAACUCAUAAAUGAAACAAUCUGAUGGAUCUAUUUGUCUGUAAAAA
Molecule: messenger RNA, 1987 nt
Organism: Elaeis guineensis (African oil palm)
Lineage: Eukaryota; Viridiplantae; Streptophyta; Magnoliopsida; Arecales; Arecaceae
Product: cyclin-D2-1
Source: RefSeq, a predicted model, not a curated record